AUGCUGUGCAAGUCGACCGUCGCCGCCGUUCUCGUUGCUCUGUCCUUCGACACUACCUCUGCAGCCCCUGUCGACAUCGAUGCACCAGCUCAGAACACUCCUGCACGCCAGCACAGUGAUGGCAGUCGUCCCAGCAUGCGCCGUCUGGAUAGCGACUUUCACGUGGACUACACUGUCAGGCCGUGGCCGGGUCUGACCAUCAGCGGCGUCCAGUUUGAGUACGGGGGCUCUGGCUGCGGCAGCGACAACUCAAAGUGCGGGUGCACAACCAACGCGGAGGGCAGACUUGUGAUGACCGGCCGGGGAACGGAUGGCACGGCAACGGGCCUAGACUUCAAGUGCAACUUCAAUGUCGGCGCCACCCAGUGCCACGUCCACGUCGACAUCCCGUACGUUGGUGACAAUAGCGUGGACUGCUCGUGCAACGAUGGCAAACAUACCUUCACCGGUUGCGACAUCUCGAGCAGCGGCCACGACUGGCACGGCAACAUGGAUCUCAAUCCGCCUUAG
Molecule: messenger RNA, 510 nt
Organism: Emiliania huxleyi CCMP1516
Lineage: Eukaryota; Haptophyta; Isochrysidales; Noelaerhabdaceae
Exons: 1
Coding region: 1-510 (169 amino acids)
Source: RefSeq, a predicted model, not a curated record